AUGGCUCCACCAACUUACUGCAUGAGGUUGCCGGAGCCUGGAUACGUCCACGAGGUGUUCGAAACGUUCGAUAGCUGUGAAUCCACCUGCGCUUCGUCUCUACGCGCAAGCGUGUUCUUCAACAUGCGCACGCUGGGUCGCUUCAGUCUAGUCACGGUCGAGAAUCACCGCUCGAGCUUCCGAGGUCCCGCACGAGGAGCAGUAUCUCCGCAAGCUAUCCUAAAGACGAUGCAAAGGCCUGGACUGAUCACUGCAGCCGGCAACUACAACCUAUUCAAGCAUGCUUGGUUUCGAUGGGAUGUUGGACAGCCUCGCAUGAACGGCUGGCUGUACGGCUGUCCUGUUGGAGAAACGAGCCUGACGCGUCGGCAUGUGCCCGUGCCAGAAGUGCAACGUCCGCACUGGAAGAUGCCAAAGACGAUCAAUCCGGCCAAAGACUCGCUAUGGAAUCGUAGCUUUGCGUAUGCGAAUGAGCUGCCCUUGCGAGAAGGAGACCGGAGGGGCAACGACUUGUUCGCAAGUCUACAAGCUGGAGACGAUGCCUUGUCUUUUGUCCUCACCUCGCUCAAAAGAGGCGUGCCGACAACUUUGUCCAUGACGGCAGAGAUAGAGGCGGCCUUUGAUAUGGCCAAAACUUGCGUGGUGCGGUACGAAGGCGAAGAGUACAGAUGGAAAGAUGCCAAACAGAGGAGUUUGUGCGCAUUUGUCCAAAGUCUUCCGCCUCUCGCUGACGUGCGAGACACGUACAACGUCGAACUCUUCCAGAGCGACCCGCACGAUAGCAAGUCGCGGACUCAACAAUCCAUGCUGCCAGGUAAUUGGGCGCACGGUCGAGAGAAGAACGAAAGGUCUGGCAAGAUCGAAUUGAAGGAUGGAAGACUGAUCGACUACGCCUACACCUGUCCUUCGCGCGGUCAUGGUCUAGAUUUCAACGAGAUGCGAGACUUGCUCUUCGCUUAUUUGAAAUUCAAAGACAUUGACGUUGCGCUCGUCAAGGAUAUCUGGAACAGCGAUGGUUCGGCGAGCAUUGUGCAGUACUUGCGUCGAUCGGAUGGCACGGUCUUGGCACUAUCCAAAGGAGGGCUCAAAGGCGCACCUUUACCCUCGUACGCGGAUGACAUCCCAGCUCAUCUCGUGCGUGAUUGUCCCAACUACUUCAUCCUCCGACGUGCAGUGGACGAUAUCGACGAUGCGGUGUCCUUGCGCGAUUCGGAAAUAGGAGAUGAAGAUGUGCCCGAUGCAGUCGAACAGAGCGAUAAAGAUGAUGCUCCCAUCUGGUUCGAAAACGACAUGUGGCGUAUCAAGAAUGUCGCGCACCAAAGAUUGGCUGCUGAGUCACUCAUCGAGCACAGAGUCACUCAGCUCGAGGCAGCAGCAAGCAUAUUACCAACAACCUGCAAGGUCGAGCCUAUCGCGAACGCCACAAUGUGCUUUGAGAACGCUACUACAGAGCGAUUUUGUAGCAUGUCAUCACGCGCUGCCAAGCUUCGCGCUGGAUUCGCGCGCUUCCUCGGCUGGACGACGCUCCAUCAGCGGCUAGCUCGAGCAGACAGCGAAGCUUUUUUCUGCAGCAUUGGUGCUCAGAGUAUUGUUGGGGAGCAAGAGGAGGCAGUCGAUCUGCUACUAGAGCUGCGCAAGCUCAAUGAGCAGCUAGCGAGAGGGUGGAACGAGCUGCGUUUGAGUGCGAAAGUGUGUCGUUGGAGUAGCAUCAAGCUAGAUCUUGCUCUCUCGGUGCACAACCUCUCGGCAUACCACGAACGUCCAUCCACCUACUGGCCCGUCGUGUUCCUCUCGUUGGCUUUGCUGGACAUCUCCAUUGAUCUCUAUGCUCCGGUACAAGCUGGUCACUUAGAAGUUCUGCCAGGUCAAAUAUCGCCCGACAUCUACCUGCUCGUCCUCUGCUACGGUUUGAUACGAGGAAAGGGCAGCAGUCACUUUCGUUGGUCUGGUAUCCUGUACGAUUUCAUCGUCAAACGUCUAGCCAGCAAGUUCACGCUCUUGGCGCUACACUUUGGUUCGCUAAGAGCUUCUAGCCCGACCUACUAUGCAGCCGUCAUCGUCCCGGGGUUGUUGACGGGUGGCGCCAGAGUGUUUUCGGAACCGCUGCUUCGCUGGACUCAACGCAGAGAGAUCAAAAAGAUGGUCCAAGCUGUUCGAACCUCGUCUGACGCGCGCCUCAAAUUCUUCGUGGAAGUGUUGCAGGAGCUCAACAAGAAGCAGCUGAGAUUUGUGGUGCAGAUCAACGAGCGCAGACGAGAAGGGCAGCUCGCCAUGACGGACGAAACGGCCAUUGGCAACGAUGUCGAUCGCAUAGCCAAUCUUGCCGACUUGUUCUCAAUGCUAUCGACCAAGGAAAUCCCGUCGAGGAUGCCGCAUGACAAUAAGACCGAAAAGGCCAUCCCUAUGGGCGGUGGGAUCCUAGUCGGAUUGAUCUGGAUGUCGCUCUCCUAUCGCAGUCCGGUGCUCUUGGCGGGCUCGUCGAUGCACACUGGUGUGCAGCUGGGACAGCUGAUUUGGAUGUUCAAGAAUCCCGGCUACUCGCCCGCAGAGAUGCGCCGAUUGGUGCAGGAGAAGUUGUCGGCUAUCUUGGUGACCACUUCGACUGUUGGGGCUAUCCUCUAUGCGCGCGGAACGGGCGCUUUUGAGCAGGUAUGGAUACUCGCAACGGUCUGUGUGCUUACCAACGGCUUCGAACUUGUCGCGGGCAAUAUCCUAUCCACUGCGGUGGACUACAUGGUCGAGAGGGUACUUGGGCUGUGGCGUACCCUAUCAAGGCGCGUCAAGCAGGUGGAAGCGGAGAAGAACAGUCACGCCUGACCCCAAAGACAGGGAGCAGGAAAUUGGGCGGGAGCGGAGCAACAGAUCGUCUCUUUGCGCAAAAGUCUUGAGCGUGUUCACGAGCAGUAUUCAGACACUUGGAGCUCCGGUGCCGAUCCCGGCGAAGCUCCCUCAAGCAUGCCAAGUGAACGAGUCUUGCUCUUGCCGUGCAAGCUUGACUGUCACUUUGCGCAGGUGCAUGGUCACUUGACGUCACCCACCCAUCUUGGCCCGAAAUUGACGUGCAGAGCAUUUCAUCCAUGUCGUUGACCAUCUUGAUGACAUGGCGGCUUCUCAUCGCG
Ceraceosorus guamensis is the source of this 3119-nucleotide messenger RNA. RefSeq lists its product as hypothetical. NCBI's taxonomy places the organism in Eukaryota, Fungi, Basidiomycota, Exobasidiomycetes, Ceraceosorales, Ceraceosoraceae. The transcript is spliced from 3 exons. The coding region runs from base 1 to 2817 and encodes 938 amino acids. The record is from RefSeq and is a predicted model, not a curated record.